AUGCCGGUAACUGAUUUCGAUAUGGCAUCCAAGCUCAAGAACAAAGCUUUGUUCAAGGAAGCUUGUUUUGUCAAUGGCGAUUUCAUUUCAGCCAAAACGGGCAACGUCUUCAAUAUUACUGAUCCUGCAACCCAAAAUAUUAUCGGCAAAAGUCCAGAGUUUUCUCAAGCCGACACUGAGAAAGCUAUCGAGGCGGCAGCUGCAGCUUUUCCUGCUUUCAAAGCCUUGACAGGCCGCGAGAGAGCCCGUUUACUGCGGAAAUGGUUUCAGCUGAUUAUUGAUAACAUCGAUGACCUUGCCCUUUUGUUGACAUUGGAAAAUGGUAAAACAAUAGCAGAAGCAAAGGGAGAAAUCAACUUUGCGGCAAGCUUUGUGGAAUAUUACAGCGAGGAAGCAGUCCGUAUCUAUGGAGAUACUAUUCCAGCUUCUGUUGAUGGAAAGAAGAUUCUAACUUUGAAGGAGCCCGUCGGCGUCUGUGCAUUAAUCACUCCAUGGAAUUUCCCCUCCGCUAUGAUCACUCGUAAAGCCGCCCCUGCUCUUGCUGCAGGUUGCACGGUCGUCAUCAAGACCCCUGGAGAGACUCCAUUCAGUGGAUUAGCUCUGGCUGAGUUGGCUGGACAGGCUGGCUUUCCCAAAGGUGUCAUCAACGUGAUCACAGCUCUAGACAAUACUGUUGAGGUGGGCAGCACUUUAACGCACUCCCCACUCGUGCAGAAAGUCUCAUUCACGGGAUCAACCGCCGUUGGGAAGCUCUUGAUGGAGCAAGCCUCCUCAACGAUGAAGAGGGUCAGUUUUGAGCUUGGAGGAAAUGCGCCACUAAUUGUCUUCGACGACGCCGACGUUGACCACGCGGUUGAAGAAGCAAUCGCAAGCAAAUUCAGAAGUUCGGGGCAGUCGUGCGUCUGUGCCAAUAGGCUGUAUGUGCACGAAAGCAUUCACGACGAAUUCGUCCGUAAGUAUGCAGCGGUUGUACGGCGAUUCAAGGUGGGCUCCGGAUUAGACGCCUCGGUUUCUCACGGUCCGUUGAUUCAUGCGCGUGCGGCACAAAAAGUGCAUUCUCAUGUUCUGGAUGCUGUUGGAAAGGGGGCAAAGGUAAUCGUGGGAGGUGCCCUGGUCCCGAGUCUCGGUCAGAGCUUCUAUCUGCCUACUGUCUUGACCGGUAUGAAAGCCAAUAUGCUGCUUGCUCAAGAAGAGACUUUUGGGCCAGUUGCUGGGAUAUUUUCAUUCAACUCCGAUCAGCAAGUCGUUUCUCUGGCGAAUGAGUCUGAUGUAGGCCUUGCCGCCUACUUAUUCGGCAAGGAUGUUUCCCGACUCUGGAGAGUGGCGGAGGCAUUGCAAGUGGGAAUGGUAGGGAUCAACACCGGUAUCAUCAGCGACAAUGCCGCUCCUGGUCAUCUUCUGCGCCAAGAAGAAGAGGACAAGAUGGACGAUGAGAAUACGGAACAGCUGCCAGUGCAGAAGCAAAAGCAUCGCCGCUACCGGACUGGAUGCUUCACGUGCCGGCAAAGAAAAAAACGGUGUGAUGAAGCUUUCAGCCCCGUAACCAAUCGGUGUGGGAAUUGCUCCCGGCUGGGCUUAUCUUGCCGCGUUGCUCGGACUCGUCUUGAAACGGUAGAGCAGGGCGGUCUCAUCCUUGAGAAAGUUCGUGGCGGCGUCAACUCUACUUCGGAACUAUCACCUCCUACCCCUACUUUGCAAUCUCUGGGCGACAAGCCAGGCUUGCCAUUAGCCGAGGAUCUGAGCAAGCCUGUCGAUGACGAAGAUUUAUCGGAUCGUCGGUCUGUUCUCACUCGGGGAAAAAUUCCCCCGGACUCGCAGACAGUGGAUGAAAUCGAGAUACUAUCUCCGAAAACCAAUGCAGCUCAUGAAGGCCCGGAUCGCUUCUCCUUCUUCCCAUACGAGCUGGAACAAGGACAAUCGUCCCACAUAGACUACUACCGAAGUAAUGUAAUCUCAGCUACUUCCAUCAUCUUGGAUGAGGAUACAGGGCUUCAUCAGUUGAUUCCAAAGGCAUUUAGCGCCAAUCACUUGAUGAGCGCUUUGCUUGCCUAUUCUAUGGCGCACCGGGCACAAAUACCUGGCGAUGUAGCUUUGGCUGAAUCCUAUCGUCAGCAAGCUACUACGCAAUAUGGAAAGGCGAUCAUGGCCCUUCGAUCGGCCUUGAGCCGCAAAGACGACGACUUUGAAAGUCUCAUCACAUCUACUCUCCUUCUUGCGGCGACUGAGACCACCAUGGGCGGAGUGUCAGACUGGUAUAACCACUGCAUAGGAGCAAAUCAGCUUGUGCGUGCCUUUACGACGAACAUUAAUGUGGAAAAUGUGGCGUACCAUCGGUUUCUCAUCCGCUAUCUCAUGUAUCACGACGUUCUUGGCGCGGUUACCAUGCGCCAGGCCCCUAUUCUCGACCAAUCAUUCUAUAAGCGAGAGAUUGCGGGACUUGCCUCCGACUCUACGCAUCCUAUGGUGGGUGCAAACGCGAAAAUACUGUCUCUGAUGGCCAAAGUGUGCCAGCUACAUGAAGAAGCUAUGAAAGAGAAGGCUCAGUCAGAGGAAAAUGAUAUCAACCUCGCGCUGAUAUAUGGCAAUGGUGCCGACAUUGAGCAACGACUGAUGUCUCUCAAGCUUCCUCCAUCUCUCCCGCUUCUAUUAUGCUUCGUUACAGAAGCAUAUCGCAGUUCGGCGUUGCUCUAUCUAUAUCAGGUAUUAGAUGAAAUUGAAGGUAAUUCAAUGCAGGGCCGCUUUUUAGAAGAAAAAUGCGAGCAUCACCUGUGCCGCUUGAAGCAGCACAUUUCUCGUGUGCCUCUCUCGUCCGCGCCGGCUUCCGCGCUUCUAUUCCCAUUAUUCAUGGCGGGUACCUGCGUAAAACAGCCGGAUGACAAAAAAUUCGUGCGUUCAAAACUACUCGAUCUGUACCAAGUGGUUCGCUUCGCGAAUAUUCUGAGCGCCUUGGAGGCCCUGGAGGUGUUUUGGAAAUCCCCAAGGACAGCACUUGGGUGGCAACAAUUGCUGCGAGAUCGGGGUUGGAAUCUGGCGCUUACAUAG
Messenger RNA from Trichoderma aggressivum f. europaeum, 3042 nucleotides. Its product is annotated as transcriptional regulator family: Fungal Specific TF. Gene Ontology annotation, biological process: regulation of DNA-templated transcription; GABA catabolic process. Lineage: Eukaryota; Fungi; Ascomycota; Sordariomycetes; Hypocreales; Hypocreaceae. Gene Ontology annotation, cellular component: cytoplasm. The record is from RefSeq and is a predicted model, not a curated record. The coding region runs from base 1 to 3042 and encodes 1013 amino acids. The transcript is spliced from 6 exons. Gene Ontology annotation, molecular function: succinate-semialdehyde dehydrogenase (NAD+) activity; DNA-binding transcription factor activity, RNA polymerase II-specific; zinc ion binding.